AUGUAGUCACAGAUGAUGCAAAAGGACAAUACUAGUUCUUUUGAAGGCUUCAUCCUGGUGGGCUUCUCGGACCGCCCCCACCUGGAGCUGGUCCUCUUCGUGGUUGUCCUUACCUUUUAUCUGCUGACUCUCUUCGGCAACAUGACCAUCAUCUUGCUUUCAGCUCUGGAUUCUCGGCUGCACACACCCAUGUAUUUCUUUCUGGCCAACCUCUCAUUCCUGGAUAUAUGUUUCACCACGGGCUCCAUUCCUCAGAUGCUCUACAACCUCUGGGGUCCAGACAAGACCAUCAGCUACGUGGGUUGUGCCAUCCAGCUGUAUUUUGUCCUAGCCCUGGGUGGGGUGGAGUGCGUUCUUCUGGCUGUCAUGGCCUAUGACCGCCACGCCGCCGUGUGCAAGCCGCUGCAUUACACCAGCAUCAUGCACCCUCGCCUGUGUGGGCAGCUGGCUUCCGUGGCAUGGCUGAGUGGCUUUGGCAAUUCUCUCAUCAUGGCACCCCAGACGUUGAUGCUACCCCGCUGUGGGCACAGGAAGGUGGACCACUUUCUGUGUGAGAUGCCAGCACUGAUUGGCAUGGCCUGUGUAGAUACAAUGAGCCUCGAGGCACUGGCUUUUGCUUUGGCGAUUUUUAUCAUCUUGGCCCCACUCCUUCUCAUCCUCAUUUCGUAUGGUCACAUCGCCCGGGCGGUACUGAGGAUCAAGUCGGCUGCUGGGAGAAAGAAAGCCUUUAGCACCUGUAGCUCCCAUCUCAUGGUUGUCUCUCUCUUUUAUGGCACCAUCAUCUACAUGUAUCUCCAGCCGGCAAACACGUACUCCCAGGACCAGGGCAAGUUCCUCACUCUCUUCUACACCAUUGUCACUCCCAGUGUUAACCCCCUGAUCUAUACCCUGAGGAACAAAGACGUCAAAGAGGCCAUAAAGAAGGUGAUAGGAGGAGCUGGAGAAAUGGCUUAA
This is a messenger RNA of Jaculus jaculus (lesser Egyptian jerboa), 954 nucleotides long. RefSeq names its product putative olfactory receptor 2W6. Gene Ontology annotation, cellular component: membrane. The transcript has a single exon. Gene Ontology annotation, biological process: G protein-coupled receptor signaling pathway. The record is from RefSeq and is a predicted model, not a curated record. Gene Ontology annotation, molecular function: olfactory receptor activity; G protein-coupled receptor activity. Lineage: Eukaryota; Metazoa; Chordata; Mammalia; Rodentia; Dipodidae.